Effrenium voratum is the source of this 1107-nucleotide messenger RNA. Lineage: Eukaryota; Dinophyceae; Suessiales; Symbiodiniaceae. The record is from the annotation of a GenBank genome assembly.
UGCCCAAGCCACCGGCAGCACAUGGACCGGGCGAGGGUUCACACGCCGCCGGAACUGUGGGACCAGAUCAGUGACCCUUGCGCGGAGCAGAUCGGUGCCAGGCUCUCGGGAGCCGUGGAGGCUCUCGGCCCGGUGCGCCGGGCCUCGCGGUCCCCUAGCCCGGUGCCGCCCGGGGUGGUGGAGUCGGGCGAUUCCUCUGCAAGCCCAAAGGAAAAGCAGAAGAGGAAGAAGAAGAAGAAGAAGCGCCGCAGCAGUUCCGAGCCGGGGGCAGAGGAGAUUCUUCCUGCGGACGAGGUGUCCACAAUGCGGGCGCGCCGCACUCCUUGCAAGUACGGAGAGGGCUGCUACCGGAGGAACCCAGAGCACCGCUCCAGGUUUAGCCACCCGGGAGAUGACGAUUAUCCAGGCGACCCGGCGGCGGAGGUACGCGAGGUUGACGUCGGGCGUGCAGCGUCGUCGGACCCACGCACAAGGACUUUCGACGAGGACCGUCGCACGCGGACUGUGCGCUUCGACUCCCGCUUCGACUCACCCAGAUCCCCCUCAAGGACUGUUUCGCUGGGCGAAGACAGCGCUGAGCCAGCCGCGACGCCGGAGCGGUCUGUCUCGGAUCCGCGAAUCGUGAGCGUGCCCAUGGCAGAGCCGGAAGUUGAGAUCGGAGGCGCUACGAACGCUGCCAGCUGGGUGGUUUCUGAUGGGCACUCUGUGGAGGGCGCGCCCGUGACCCCGGGGCCCGCGCGUACGAGCUGCCGCUACGGCGCGGGCUGCCACAACUUCAGAGAUGCGCACCGGGCGAGGUUUGCGCAUCCCGGAGACCCAGACCACCCAGACACGGUGACCAUGCCGCUACGAGGGGACUCGGCGACAGUUGAGCCGGCUGAGCCUGACCCGAACACGGACUCUGACGAGGACAAAGCUGCGGUGGACUUCCCUCAUCGCAAGGCGGGAUUCAACCGGCACCUGGCUAUUCUGCUGGCGAAAGCGAGCUGCCUACUGUGCGCCCUCGUCACGGUUAUGGUUAUGUGCAUCUUCACCUUCAAUAGCCUGCACAUCCUCAACGAGGACCAACAGCUGGUGGCGAAGUAUUGGUGGGGCGAGAAGAUCACG